CGCUGUACAAUAUUGGAGACAUGGUUCAUGCAGCACGAGGCAAAUGGGGUAUUAAAGCCAAUUGUCCAUGUAUUAACCGGCAGAACAAAUCAGUGUUGAGACCAGCUGUCACUAAUGGAAUAUCACAGCUUCCGACUAUAAAUCCUAGUGCAUCAGUCUCUGGAAACGAGAGCACCUUUUCCACUGGAACAGGGACAGCAGGAGUGGGGCAACUAGAAAUGGACACUGUUCCAAAAUCUGAAGCAACUGAUAGUAGGAUAGAAGAAUCUGCAAAAACAGAGACAUUACCAACCAAUAACACUGUUGAAAUAAAGACUAACAGAUCACUUUGUCCAGAAACAGCUCCAUCGUCAGCCUUACACUGGCUUGCGGAUUUAGCAACACAAAAAGCAAAAGAAGAAACUAAAGAAUCAGGAUCACUGAGGUCAGUGCUUAAUAAAGAAUCCCAUUCACCUUUUGGAUUGGAUUCCUUCAACUCCAGUACAAAGGUUUCCCCACUAACCCCAAAGCUGUUUAAUAGCCUCUUGUUGGGCCCAGUGACAUCUAGCAACAAAGCUGAAGGCUCCAGCCUCAGAGACCUGCUACACACAGGGCCAGGAAAGCUUCCUCAGGUCCCAUUAGACACAGGAAUCCCCUUUCCUCCGGUCUUUUCUGCAGCUUCUACGGGGGCCAAAGGUAAAGCCAGCCUGCCUAACUUCUUAGACCAUAUCAUUGCUUCUGUGGUGGAAAAUAAGAAGACAUCUGAUGCUGCAAAACGAGCUAGUAAUUUAGCUGACACACAGAGAGAGGUGAAGGAAAUGGUAAUGGGCUUAAAUGUGCUGGAUCCACAUACUUCCCACUCUUGGCUGUGUGAUGGUAGACUCCUUUGCCUUCAUGAUCCUAGCAACAAAAACAACUGGAAGAUCUUCAGGGAGUGCUGGAAACAAGGCCAGCCCGUGCUGGUAUCUGGUGUCCAUAAGAAGUUGAAGUCAGAGCUUUGGAAGCCAGAAGCUUUCAGCCUGGAAUUUGGAGAUCAAGAUGUAGAUUUGGUGAACUGCAGGAACUGUGCCAUAAUUUCAGACGUGAAAGUGCGUGACUUCUGGGAUGGCUUUGAGAUAAUAUCUAAACGGCUCAGAUCAGAUGAUGGUCAGCCAAUGGUACUAAAGUUAAAGGAUUGGCCUCCAGGGGAGGACUUUAGAGAUAUGAUGCCUACAAGGUUUGAGGACUUGAUGGAAAAUCUUCCUCUUCCUGAAUAUACCAAGAGGGAUGGCAGACUGAAUUUGGCUUCUAGGCUGCCAAGUUACUUUGUCCGUCCUGACUUGGGUCCCAAAAUGUACAAUGCCUAUGGCUUAAUUACUGCAGAAGACAGACGAGUUGGUACCACAAACCUGCACUUGGAUGUAUCUGAUGCUGUUAAUGUCAUGGUGUAUGUUGGGAUUCCCAUUGGGGAAGGGACCCAUGAUGAUGAGGUUCUGAAAACAAUUGAUGAGGGAGAUGCUGAUGAUGUAACAAAGCAGCGAAUCCAUGAAGGAAGAGAGAAACCUGGAGCAUUGUGGCACAUCUAUGCUGCCAAGGAUGCUGAAAAGAUACGGGAACUUCUCCGGAAGGUUGGAGAAGAACAAGGCCAAGAAAAUCCCCCAGAUCAUGACCCCAUUCAUGACCAAAGUUGGUACUUGGACCAGACUUUACGUAAGCGACUCUAUGAUGAGUAUGGUGUACAAGGCUGGGCAAUAGUGCAGUUCCUUGGAGAUGCUGUGUUCAUUCCCGCAGGUGCUCCCCAUCAGGUCCAUAAUUUGUACAGCUGCAUUAAAGUGGCAGAAGAUUUUGUAUCUCCAGAACAUGUGAAGCACUGCUUCCGUCUGACCCAGGAGUUCAGGCACCUGUCUAAUACUCACACAAACCAUGAGGAUAAACUGCAGGUGAAGAACAUUAUCUACCAUGCAGUGAAAGAUGCUGUUGGCACACUGAAAGCUCAUGAAUCCAAACUAGCUAGAUCGUAGGAAUUGCUAAUUCCAAAUGCCCUGUGAAGUAAGACUUUUGCUCACAGUAUAUACAGGGACUGCACAUGACUGCCUCUGCAGGAGCAGAGGCUUCUCACUAAGAGCUGGUGUGGUCAGUAUUACACACACUCUUCAGCCACUGUUUUCUGCUCUGCCUCAACACUGAAGGUCUAAUGGAAGGUCGCACUGUUACAUGCAGAAUUCCAGAUUCUAACAAGAGGUGCCAUGUCCCUUUCCUGUGGCCUUUUGCAAUUGGAAGAACAUGGAAACCACUUGGUGUUCCUGCAUAUUAUGAUUAGAAAUGGUAUAAAGAGUGUGGAUGGUUUUUUUUUUUUCCUCAUGCCUAGUUAGUCUCCACAAAGUUAGAAGGAAUGUGCUGGAGGUGGGUUGUCCUACUGCAGACUUAGUUGAUAGCUGCUGAAGGAGUGUGACCAACGGUAGCCCAACUGCAGAAAUUUAAGCAAACUUCCCAUGUGAGAUACAGGCCAAGGAAAAGAAUAAAGCUAUUCUCUGCACUCCCCUUCUUGUAGCCGUUUCUCUAUACACUGUAGAGUUGCAGAAAUAAAGGGAGAACCCACUUUUUUUUCCCCAGGAGACUCCAGAAAUAGGAGAAUUGUGUAUUUAGUGAAAAACUAGGUUUGUAGUGAAACAGUUAAUAUUUCAUGAAAGUAGAUAUUUUUAGUAUUUUUGAAGUACCACAACUGUUCCUGGAUUUUCAAGGAAAGGCGCAUUACAUUUAGUCUUCCUUUCAAUAAAAUCAAGAAGUGAUUUUUAGAAAGCAGUCCAAAAUAGCACAAAAACAGCCAAAGGAGAGUGAAUAGAAAUUGACACCCCACUUCCCUUCCCCAUUUUCCUCACCCAUCUUCCCCCCCUCUCCCUACACCACCCUGCUUCCUCAGAAUGAAAAGUAAAAAGGAGUAUAAACUCUGUUCUCAUGUGGAGAUGUUGUACAUCUCUCCCUGCACUGGUGACUGCAGGCAAUAGUUCACCCGAUACCAGUGCUAGCUGAAAACAUCUGUCCUUUCCAAAGUGAAGGAAAAGUUAACUUUCAGUGUCAACUUUGUCCAGAACUAUUUUCAGUAAAAUGUUCCUGCUUGAUAGAACUGUAUUCAGAAUUUACUAAUGUCAGCAUUGAUGCAAUGGAUUUCAUUGUCCGGGUACAUGGGGAAAUGUAUCUACCUUAUAUCCAGCUGUACUGUAGUGCCACCUGCAGGCCUGUUAAUAUGUUCACGGUUAUUUCAUUUUUUAAAAAAUAAAAGUCAUUUACUGUAA
This is a messenger RNA of Phaethon lepturus (White-tailed tropicbird), 3251 nucleotides long. Its product is annotated as lysine-specific demethylase 3B-like. The transcript has 12 exons. Gene Ontology annotation, biological process: regulation of transcription by RNA polymerase II. The annotation marks the transcript as partial. Gene Ontology annotation, molecular function: histone H3K9 demethylase activity; transcription coregulator activity; chromatin DNA binding. Lineage: Eukaryota; Metazoa; Chordata; Aves; Phaethontiformes; Phaethontidae. The record is from RefSeq and is a predicted model, not a curated record. Gene Ontology annotation, cellular component: histone deacetylase complex; chromatin.